Bactrocera oleae (olive fruit fly) is the source of this 507-nucleotide messenger RNA. Its product is annotated as cuticle protein 16.5-like. NCBI's taxonomy places the organism in Eukaryota, Metazoa, Arthropoda, Insecta, Diptera, Tephritidae. The record is from RefSeq and is a predicted model, not a curated record.
CACUAUUCGUUUACCUCUUCGCUUGUAAAUACGUCCAAAACCUCAAAACUAACAAAAUGUUCAAAUUGUUCGCUGUUUGCUUCUUGGCUCUUUUCGCUGGUGCCUUCGGAGCUGCUAAGCCCGGUGUGUUGGCUGCCCCAUUGGCUUACUCCGCUCCAUUCGCUGCUGCCCCAGUUGCUGCUGCCUAUGCCGCACCAUUCGCCGCUGCUUACUCUUCCCCCCUCGCCUACACCGCAGGAUAUGCUGGUUAUGUCGCACCCUACGCCAGCAGCUACUCAGCUCAUUCGAUUGCCCACUCCGCCGCUUUCCCAGCUGCCUAUGCUGCUGCACCAGUGAUCGCCGCGCCGGCGCCAGUGCUUGCUGCUGCCCCAUCUGUUGCUGUGUUGAAGAAGUAGUUUGCAAAAAAAUAAAUAUUUUGAAAACUGUGAUGACCUUAACCAAUAUCAAAAACAUUAAAUAAAUCUGAAAACCUUAAAAUAAUAGAGAAAGUUUUUAACAGUCGUGCGG